UAAUGACUUGACGCGAAAAACACAAUUGUCAUUCCGGCUCGUUUAGCAAAGACAUUCAAGGGAGCUAAAAUUUUUGCAAACAAUUGUUUUAUUUAGGAAUAUCUUCUUUCAAAACUAAAUUAACAAAAAAUGGAAACUAUUCUGGGUAUUCGCGGUCCUGAUUUUGUUAUGCUAGCCGCUGACACAACACAGGCACGAUCCAUCAUCGUGAUGAAAGAAGAUGAAAAUAAAAUAACAAAAAUUGCUGACAAUUUAAUGUUUGCUACUAUUGGCGAGUCGGGUGAUACAGUCCAGUUUACAGAGUUUAUUUCCAAAAAUAUUGCCCUAUACAAAAUGUGUAAUGGCUAUGAUUUGAGUCCUAAAUGUGCUGCCCAUUUUACACGUAAAAAUUUGGCUGAUUAUUUACGUUCCCGUACGCCAUAUCAAGUGAACUUGUUUGUUGCGGGAUACGACCCUAAGGAAGGACCAGAAUUGCAUUACAUUGACUAUUUGGCCAAUGCCAAGUCGGUUAAAUAUGCCGGCCAGGGUUAUGGUGGCAUGUUCUGUGCCAGUAUCUUUGAUCGAUACCACUAUGACAAUAUAACCCAAGAGGAGGCCUAUGAUGUUUUGAAAAAAUGUGUUGUGGAAAUUCAAAAACGUUUGGUCAUAAAUUUGCCCAAAUUUAAUGUGGCCGUGGUGGAUAAAAAUGGUAUCAAGGAUUUGCCUCAAAUCACCUCACAAAACCUUAUUGGUUAUAAAGCUUAGUUUUUCUAUUUAAGUGCAUUCGAAAUGCUGUUUUAAUCGGUUUAGAAUUUGUGGUAAAUUCUUAUUUUGUACAAAAGGAAAUUGAAAUUACAAAAAGAAAUAAACAAUUUA
This is a messenger RNA of Musca domestica (house fly), 855 nucleotides long. It is a transcript of the gene Prosbeta4, whose product is annotated as probable proteasome subunit beta type-2. Bases 130 to 744 code for a protein of 204 amino acids. The record is from RefSeq and is a predicted model, not a curated record. Gene Ontology annotation, biological process: proteasomal protein catabolic process. Gene Ontology annotation, cellular component: cytosol; nucleus; proteasome core complex. The transcript is spliced from 3 exons. Gene Ontology annotation, molecular function: peptidase activity. Lineage: Eukaryota; Metazoa; Arthropoda; Insecta; Diptera; Muscidae.